This is a messenger RNA of Cylicocyclus nassatus, 736 nucleotides long. Lineage: Eukaryota; Metazoa; Nematoda; Chromadorea; Rhabditida; Strongylidae. The record is from the annotation of a GenBank genome assembly.
AGAGCCCAAAAAAGUCAUAAUCUGGACAGGAUAUGGUCAAAGUUAGCGUUGGGUCGAAGUCAUUCGAUGUGCAAAUAGGAGAAGGAGAUGAAAUGAUUUCUACGCUUGGACAACUGAGAGAACGAAUCAGUGAGGAGGCCAAUAUAGAUCCAUCUUGCAUGAAAAUCAUCCACAGAGGUAAAACAAUCCAGGGUGACGAUGACUUGUCCUUGUUGGAUUUGAAGUUCAAGAAGAACGACAAGCUUCUAAUCAUGGGAAAAGUCUCUACAACAAUGAAGGAUGAUCCCGGUUUUUCCGCCCUUGUUUCUUAUGAGAAUAGCAACCUAGUGCCACUUCAGAAGCUUCAUGAAGAGAUAGAAAAGGACUUGACUCAGCUGGAAUUAAACUACCUCGACAAAGAAAAAUCUCUGGAAAUGGUGAAAAGAAUGGAAAAAAGGCUUGCUCAAUUCACAGAAACCUCUAUGAAGCAUCUAGAAGGGUUGGAUGGCUUGAAUAUCAUAGGAGAGCUCACCACUGAGGAUCAGGCUAUUCGAAACAGAGAAAAGCGAAAAUUUCUCGUGGAUGGUAUUCAUACUCUCAUGAACGGUAACGAUAAACAUGUACGGCGGCUUGAAGAGUACAAGAAGAAGCUAUUGGGAGAGAUUAUUGAAUGACCUGCUUAUAACGAUCGUGACUGAAAGACUGUACAGUCUAGUAGAUUUGACGACUCACAAAAUGCACCUGCGGUGACGACAAC